GGGGCUUGUCACGUGACUUCGUUCCCGCCCGGCUCGUCGCGCUUCUGCUCAGCAACUCUCCUGCGUGAGGGACAGACGCUGGGACCCGACGGCGCAGCCGCAGGAACGAGGAUAAUCCCAAUUUUUUUCACGAUUAUUUGGGAUUGGCUAUGAUUGAUAGCUGAAAAUACACCCCUCUCUAUAUGAAAGAAUAGCUGAUAAAUACUGGUAACCUUAUGAAAUGGUGAAAUUAAUUUGUACUUUAGCAGAUCACAGUGACGAUGUCAACUACUGUGCCUUCUCUUCUUCCUUCUUGGCUACAUGUUCUUUGGACAAAACUGUCCGUCUGUAUUUACUAAGCAAUUUUGAAGAGCUUCCUUACUCACCAUUAAAAGGCCAUACUUACGCUGUUCACUGCUGCUGCUUUUCUCCUUCAGGACACAUUUUAGCUUCAUGUUCUACAGAUGGCAACACAGUUCUGUGGAACACUCAAAAUGGACUGAAGCUAGCCAUUCUCGAGCAUCCCUCAAGAAACCCUGUAAGAAUUUGUCGAUUUUCUCCUGAUUCCUUGUAUUUAGUUUCAGGAGCAGCUGAUGGCAGUGUAAUUCUUUGGAAUGUUCAGUCUUUGAAAGUCCAUCGAUCCAGCAGUGUUAAGGAUGGCUCUUUAGUGGCCUGUGCAUUUGCUCCCAAUGGAAGCUUCUUUGUGACGGGAUCAUCAUGUGGAGAUUUAACUGUGUGGGAUGACAAAAUGAGGUGCUUGUAUAAUGAGAAAGCUCAUGACCUUGGAGUCACCUGCUGUGACUUUUCUUCACAGCUAGUUUCAGGUAAUAAACAAGAAUUCCUGAUGGCUUCUUCUGGGCAGGAUAAUGUAAUUAAGAUAUGGAUUGUUUCGUCUGCUGAUCCCAUAGGUAUGGACUUAAAAUGUAAACAUAUAUUGAGUGGACAUACUGCUCCAGUUCUGGCUUGUGCUUUUUCCGGUGAUGGGCAAACAAUAAUAUCGGGAUCUGUGGACAAAACAGUUAUUCUUUUUGACACUAACACUGGGAACAUCCUACACACUUUGACUCAGCAUACCAGGUAUGUUACAACGUGUGCCUUUGCACCAGAUAUUCCAUUAUUUGCAACAGGUUCUAUGGAUAAAUGUGUGAACAUCUGGCAGUUUGAACCAAAACAACUUUUCACAGAAACUACACUAAAAGAGAGUCCAAACACAUCCAUUGAGAACUGGUCAGAGGAAGAUGUUUCAAUUUGGCUAUGCAAUCAUGGUUUAAAAGCCCUAGUUGAGAUUUUCCAGAAGAAUAACAUUGAUGGUAAAGAACUCCUGAGUCUUACCAAAGAAAGUUUGGCUGAUGAAUUAAAAAUUGAAUCUCUGGGCCUUCGCACCAAAGUAUUAAGGAAUAUUGAAGAACUGCGGAUGGAAAGGAAAUCUGCCCUUGAGGGUGUGCCUGAUGAAUUCCUGUGUCCUAUAACUAAGGAACUUAUGAAAGAACCAGUCAUUGCUGCAGAUGGCUACUCCUAUGAGAAGGAAGCAAUGGAAAACUGGAUUGUUAAUAAAAGGCGCUCGAGUCCCAUGACAAAUCUCCCUCUUCAGAGACUUGUACUUACCCCAAAUAGAACUUUGAAAAUGGCUAUAAAUCGCUGGUUAGAAACACAGUCAAUGCACAAUCAAAAUCCACUGUUUUAAAUAACGAAUAUUCCUUCAGAUUACAGGAGGUGGGUAAAUUCACGGUGUACUUCUGGGUUUCAGUAUCUGACAUGUCUGUAAAUGAAUCUUAUAAAUUCCUUUACACCUAAAUGUGAAAACUGAAAAAAAAGAAACAUUCUGUAGAGACAGAAUUAUAGAAUAUAUAAAACAAAUGAUCAUCGAAAAUGUUCACAUGAAAAGUAAAGCUUGUGGACAUCUUUUGCAGCUAAGCGUAUGAAGCCCUUUGUGGCAGGAAGCAUAGUAGGGCUUUGAAAAAUUUUCAUCAUUGGCAUUUUAGAUUUUGCAUACCCCGAUUAUUAUUUGUGGCCUGGGACACCAGUCAGCCCUGGCAAAAGCACUCUGGCUAGAAGCCAGCACUUGCAUCCUGCUUCUUUAUUAGCUAUUACGUAUCUUCGGUGGAGCAUACCUAAGUACUGAAUGACAAACCUCUCAAAACUAUGCUGAGAAGCUAAUUAAGUGGGGAGACAUCAGUGCUGUUUCCUACAACUGCUAUGCUCAUAAUAUACAGCACAAACAAAUCGUGUGGGGGGUGUGCCCCAACUCACAAGUAGUCUGAUGUGCAGUGAUUAUCAUGCUCACUAGAGGAUCAGCAUGGAGCCUGUCACCGCAGAGCGAACGAACAGGAAGUCGGUCUCAAAAGGCUGGAAAAGUAACCCCCUUGAGCCUGGUAUGCGGCCAUUAAAUUCCUGACCAACCCUAAAGGUGUGUCACUGAUGAAACUUUAUCUUGUAGCAACAAACUGCAUACGGCUGGAUCAUAACCUAUAUUAAUAGUCUUUUAUUUCAUAUGGGAAAAAUACAGUAGCUGUGCAAAAAAAUAGAUCUACAGAACGAGAGAAUAAAAUAAGAUUGUACAAAUACCAAGAGAAACAAUAAAUAAGCUAAAGAGUAACAAUUCA
Heteronotia binoei (common prickly gecko) is the source of this 2582-nucleotide messenger RNA. It is a transcript of the gene WDSUB1, whose product is annotated as WD repeat, sterile alpha motif and U-box domain containing 1. Lineage: Eukaryota; Metazoa; Chordata; Lepidosauria; Squamata; Gekkonidae. The coding region runs from base 221 to 1663 and encodes 480 amino acids. Gene Ontology annotation, molecular function: protein binding; ubiquitin-protein transferase activity. Gene Ontology annotation, biological process: protein ubiquitination. The transcript is spliced from 12 exons. The record is from RefSeq and is a predicted model, not a curated record.